Molecule: messenger RNA, 2158 nt
Organism: Ananas comosus (pineapple)
Lineage: Eukaryota; Viridiplantae; Streptophyta; Magnoliopsida; Poales; Bromeliaceae
Exons: 7
Coding region: 1239-1859 (206 amino acids)
Molecular function (GO): protein binding
Source: RefSeq, a predicted model, not a curated record
UGUUAUUUGCUUUAUCAAAUUUUGAUUUUUACACUGUAUCUUCACGGACAUAAAGCUUUUCGAAACCAAAAUAGUAGAACAAUUGCUGUGUAAAAACUCAUGCUCAGUUCUUUCAGUAGUAACAAUAAGAUGAUGCCUUGACCACUGAAUUAGAGAGAGGCUCAUUGGCAAAUAAGCUCAGUUGCAUUUAUUUCACAAAAUAAUACUUACCUUUUGGUGGUCAGUUUAUUAACUGCAUCAUGGUACUUGUGCUGUAAAUGUGUUGGCCUUCCCCAGUUUACUGCACAUUUAGUGUGCUGUUUAAACCUUUUUAUUGCAUCCGUACAUCUUCCCAAUAUAUUGCAACUUAACAACCUUAUUCAUUCCAUUUCUGACAUGAAUUAAUUCCCACAAUAUUUUGAUUCAACUGGGUAGAAACUAUAAAAAAAAAAAGAAGAAUAGAUUGAAUUGAAUUGAUUUGAUCUUUAUUGUUUUUGUGGCAGGGGAAGUGAAUGUAGUAAAAUCUCAGGCCUAUGGAGUGGUCUUUAAAUGACACCAUGAGAGUAGGCUGAUGGAAGCAAUGACAAAGGUAUUGCAUGCACCGGGUGCGCCUGGGUGAGAAGAUCGGGCAAUGCAAAAGCUGCAACUCACUGAUCAACAAGGAAUGAAGUACGAAAUGAAUGGAGGGCAGAUUACUGGGUGGUGCAAUGAAUGAUUUGUGCAACUGGCGCAGGCGAUAAUUUGUCGGAAGCAACCAACCAAGUUGGCCAAUUUACUGCUUUGCUUUUAAGAUGAGGAGUUUUCAAUUGAGGUUUAUGGAGUAGUAAAGGAGGAAGCUCUUGUUUCAUUCAAUGAUCUUGUACUCACUCGGAGGCAGCAGCUUCUCUUGGGAAGACAUUAAUCUAUUGCAUCAGACCUUGUAUUCCCCUCAGAUUUUUUCCUUUUCGCUCGGAACCUCUUGAAAUGACUGGACUAGAAUCUGGUGGUUCAGAAUUACAUCAUGGCCGUCCAAACAAAUCAAUCACUUCAACACAAGAAAACCUCAUAUAACAUCCAACAAUGUUAAUUUGAGUCUUUAACCUCUACCUUGGAUGUCACAAGAGGGUUUGAACUUGUUGGAAAUAUGCCAAGGAUCGGAUCGGACCGGGUGGGCCAACCGCGUGUGGCUACAUUGUGCCAUUUGCCACCAUAGCCAUUCAUUGACAACAUGCCCUCAGCAUGUUAAAAGGAUUCGUACCAAAGCGGAGGAUAGAUAGAGGAUGAUCACCGAAUUCCUUCGACCGAAGAGAGAGUUCGGUUUCGGAGAAGCGGAGGAACUGGGGAAGGUGAAGGCGGCGUCGAGGGUGAUGGAGCAACCGGAGCUGUCGCUGGGGCCUUCGGUAUCCACCUUCGCCAAGAGCACGUAUAGCUCGUCGUCGGACUCCGACGCCAACUCGCGGAAGAAGAGGAAGCACGCCUGGGACGAGCACCCCGCCGCGCAAACUAGCGUGGAGCUUCAGCUCAAUGAUCCCUUGCCUUUGGAUUGGGAGCAAUGCCUCGACCUCCAAUCCGGGAGGAUGUACUACUUAAACAGGAAAACCUUGAAGAAGAGUUGGAUCAGGCCUAAGGAGCAAGCCCUAAAUCUGGAGCUCAACAUCGCAACACUCGCGAGCUCCGACGCGAAUGCGAGCUCAGGCUCGGUGGCCCUCGACGAGCCAAGGAAGCACGCGAGUUCGGGAGGGAACAUGGUUGCCGUGGUGUGCGCGAAUUGCCACCUCCUCGUCAUGCUGUGCAAGUCCUCCCCGUCGUGCCCGAACUGCAAGUACGUGCACUCGCUGCAGCCGCCUCCACGCCAUACGGACGCGGUGAAGCCCGUCGAAACUCUCAGCCUCCUCCAUUAGCGCGAAGCGAGCUAAUUGUAUAAAAAGAAAAGAAAAACCUAGUAGUCACUGAAUGUUUUAGAGACCCUGGAAGCAUGACCAGGUGCAAGGGUAAACAUAAGUAUGUUAAUCGUUCUUCGACGACGACGACGACGACGACAAUGAAGCUAGGUGGACAUGUGAGUAUACUAUAAAGUUCCAAUGCUGAGGACUUUUACAAGGUUUCAAUGAGAGAACAGAGAGAGAAAGAGAUAGUAUCAGCAAUGAAAAGAGUCCUUUGUUUCAUUUAAAGAAGAGGUGAAGUUUCCUGCACCAUAAAA